AUGGCUAAGAUUUUGGUUUUUCUCUCGGCUCUCCUUGUUUUGGGAGCUGCAGCUCCGCAGAACCUGCAGCAAAGAGGGGGAACUCCACUGCAGGAUCGCAAAACCAAAAUGGACUGGGAGCAGAUAACAAACACGAUCGAGGAAGUUUUCGGCAUCACUUCCGAUGGAAAGCAGAUGGAACAAGACAAACAGCAGGAUGCGGAACAGGCUGCUGAUGAGCGUAAGCGUGAGUUCAUCGAUCGUCAACAGGAAGGGUCGGCUAUAGAAAAUCGCGAGGAGCGCAACCGUGAAGCAAUAGGACGUGCCCAAGGCCGACUGCCGAUACGUGAAGAACGCCGCCGUCAGCAAAAAUCUCGUCAGCAAAAACAAUUGGGCGCGGAAAAACAGACCCAAACGGAUGAUAAGCAAGGUGAAAAAAAGGAUCGUUACUAUAACGAUUUCCCUCUGUACGAGUUCGCUUACGGUGUGCAUGAUCCAUCAACGGGUGACAACAAGGAGCAGUGGGAAAAGCGAGUCGGUGAUCAUGUGAAGGGAAAGUAUACGCUCGAUCAACCCGAUGGUACGAAGCGUGUGGUUGAGUAUGAGGCCGACGACAGGAAUGGAUUUGAGGCAAUUGUAAAGGAAAUCGAUCGUAUCGAUGAUCGUCACCGGGGUAAUAUUCGCUGGGGACAUUCCGAUGCUCCCGUAGCUCAAAGCUACAGCAAACUGAAAAAAGUGGAUUGA
Molecule: messenger RNA, 723 nt
Organism: Anopheles marshallii
Lineage: Eukaryota; Metazoa; Arthropoda; Insecta; Diptera; Culicidae
Exons: 2
Coding region: 1-723 (240 amino acids)
Cellular component (GO): extracellular matrix
Source: RefSeq, a predicted model, not a curated record